UCUAAACAAUAAUAAAAGUAUUAUCAUUAUGUUAUACUACUAAAAAGGUACUUUUAAUUCAUUGAUUAAUCUAUGUUUCAGAGCAACGAUUGCCAUUGAAAGUACGGCCCCCAAGGCCCAAAAACAAAAGAAGCAGUCGUUUCAGGACCCCGUGUUAUGAACCAGAAACUGAAAAAAAAAUCAAAAAAAUCAAGUCGCUUAACCAAGGCAACACAUUGGAAGAAAUAAAUAUUUCACUGAUGAAUAUGCCGGAGGACUAUUCUCUUGGACAUUGUGUGGCUAAAGAUAUGCGUAUGAGCGCUGGUAUCGCCAUGUAUUUCAAGAGCAUCUAUAAAAGAGUUGGCGAACUGAUGGACCAAAGACAAAAUGUUGGCAGCGUAGCAUAUUUACAAGAAAACAAUAGAUUUAUUUACUAUUUAAUUACAAAAGAACUUAGUAAACAAAAACCAACAUAUAGUAAUUUAACUGCGGCCAUAACAAAAUUACGUGAUCUAAUUGUUGAACAUGGAGUUAAAAAAUUAGCUAUACCGCGUAUUGGUUGUGGUCUAGACAAAUUAGACUGGUUAACAGUUAGAGGUAUUAUCGAAGAUUUGUUUCAAAAUGUUGGAUGUUCGAUCAAAGUUUGUCAUUUUACAAAUAAUAUGUCAUUAGAGUCCCAAAUGCUCAAAAUUCAACAUCCAACUGUUGUAAGACGUUAUGAAAAUAUUAAAAACAUAGGGAAGCGAGAGUUUGAAAAACUGAAUAUUAUAUUAUUUUCUCGGAAAACUACUUCACCAGUGUAUUGGGAUCAACAUUUUCACUCAGUCAAUGAAAAAUACUGCUUUAAGUCACAAUACUAUAAAGACUAUCAGGGAGAUCUUGAAAUUGGUCAGUGUUUAUAUUACAGUAAAAAAAUAGCUAACAUAUUUGUUAUCAUCACAAACACAAAUACAACGGACAAUUUUUCAUACCAAAACCUGGAAAAAGGACUUGUAAAAAUAAAAAUGUUGAUCAAGAAUGAUAAGUGGCAGCCAACAUUCAUUAUACACAGAAUGAAUAAUCAUAUAUUUGAAGAUCUCAUUAAUGAAAAAAUUUUAUCCCUAAUAUGUUCAGCUUUUUUAGACUUGACUCCAUGUUUAAUUCUUCAAUUAGUAAGCAAUAAAUCUUAAACAAACUGAA
This is a messenger RNA of Acyrthosiphon pisum (pea aphid), 1158 nucleotides long. RefSeq lists its product as uncharacterized. Lineage: Eukaryota; Metazoa; Arthropoda; Insecta; Hemiptera; Aphididae. Gene Ontology annotation, biological process: peptidyl-glutamate ADP-deribosylation. The transcript has 5 exons. The record is from RefSeq and is a predicted model, not a curated record. Bases 240 to 1148 code for a protein of 302 amino acids.